CUGUGAUUCUGACAAUCAACAGGUCGGUGUUAGAGUUUAGAUACUGCUGUUUGUUAGACUACAAGUGCUAGCCCGAGUUGUGGUAGCAUACUUCCACACUAUGUGUAUGACUUUCAAACGUAUCCUGCUGAGUAACGUAUUAGCCAGCUCAGCUUUGAUUUAAAUCCUGUGCUAAUUAGCAGUAAGUUAGCAGGGCUACUUCGUUCCACCGAGGUUAGCCAGGGGCCGCUGCUCUGUCCCCGGAGGAGCAGGACACAUGUCCAUGAGUUAAAGUCUCCUGUAGAUCAGCCGCGGUGUCUCAGCCUGUCGGGCUCGGCUCUGCUGCGAGUCCUGUUUAAAUGUGGCGGUUUGCGUCGGUUGCGAAGUGACGACGUGGGAGGCGCAGCACGGAGGCAGCCGAAGGAGCAGCAGACGCGGAAGAGGACGACUUGUGAGGGAUGGGACAGCCACCCGCGGUGAUCCUCCAGCCCCAGAUGAGUGGCAGGUAGUGGAGGUGCUGAGGCAGUGUUGUGCUGCUGUGCACGAUGAAGAAGAUAUUCAGCUUCACCAAGAAAAAGAAACACCCGUCCGGUACCCCUGACAGCGGCAGUGUGCUUUCCCUUGGCUAUGAACUGAAAGAGAAGGACCUGGGGAAGGUUCACAAGGCUGCCUGGACGGGCGACGUGGCAAAACUGAGGCAGCUUGCGAAAAAGAACGAUGUCAAUCAACUUGACAAGGAGAACAGAACUGCACUACAUAUCGCCUGUGCCAGUGGACAUGUGGAGGUGGUGCAAUUCCUUGUCGAAAGCAAAGCCAAGCUCAACCUAUGUGACAAUCAAAAUAGAUCUGCCUUAAUGAAGGCAGUGCAGGGCCAGCAUGAGCGAUGUGUGAGCAUGCUGCUGGAGAAUCAUGCCGACCCGAACCUGGUGGACAUCAACGGCAAUACAGCCCUGCAUUUAUCAGCAAACAUCCCAUCCAUCUCCCUCGCAAUUCUGCUGCUGCAGCAUGAGGCUAACAUCAACGCCCCAAACAAGGAAGGAUUUACCCCCUUGACUGUGGCAGUCCGCGAGGACCAUAUUGAGAUGGCUGAGUUUCUCCUCAACGAGAGUGCUGAUGUGAAUUUGCUGGACCAAGACCAAAGGUCCCCAUUAAUGAUAGCUGCUGGCAAUGGACAAAUCGUUAUGUUGCGACUCCUCUUGCGGUUCAACGCAAAUACAACACUAAAGGAUACCAAAGGAUGGUCAGCUGAUGACUACGCAGGAAUGAAUGGGCACCAUCCUUGUUCCCACCUGAUCAUUGAGCAUGGCACCCAGAGGAGCGAUGGCCCUUCCCUGUCACACCAAGCACCGGGCAAGAAGAAGAAGAAAAGGGCGUCUGGCAGUCCUUUCCAAGAUGUGGAAGCAGGCUUCUCUCUGGGAGGGCCAGCCACUGACAAAGAUGGUUUUGAAGACAAUUCUCAGUCAGAGUCACUAAGUCGGGUUUCAAAAAGUGCCUCUGAUGAAUGGCCUUCAUCUGAAGAUGAUGACGAAUUGGUUUUAGACAAAAAGAAACCACAAAAAGUAAACCUAAGCAGAAUGAUUGCAUCUAAAAAGGGCGAAGCUUCUGCACUGCUUGACAGAUCCUUGAGCGGUACAGAAUCUGAUCCAGAGAGCGAAAGUAGAGUCCAGAGAAUCCCAUCCCUCCCAAAAACCUUACCAUCCAGCAACUCUCUGCAGAAACCUGUAGAUCCCACUCCCAUUUCCUUCCUUUCGAAAGCACCCAAGACGACUUCCACCCCUCUUCCUAGCUACAGAGAGAACGAAGAGUCCACUGAUGAUGAGGAUGAUGAUAAUGACGACAAAGAGCAGGUGGGAGAUGAUGAGGAGGAGGAUGAGGAGGAAGGAGAAAUGUCAGAUGAAAACGAUCAGCCUGGUGAGAGUGGAGAGUCUGUUGGUGCAGCUUCAACUGUUCCAGAGACAGAAAAAGAUAAGAAAAGAGAUUUCCUCUCUGAGCUGGGUCUAGAGAAGGGAGAAGAAGAGCACGAUUCUUGGGACUCUGAGUCCCGUUCUGAAGACACCAAUAUGCCACAUGUGGAGAAACAAAGCUUGCCUACUCAGGAUCAAGAAGAGACGUCCACUGCUGAAGGAGCAAAUAAAGAGAUUGCAAACGAUGAUAUUGGGAAAGAACAUGAUGCUAAAGAGGAAAUUACACAGAAAGAGAGUGAAAAGCCAAAAUGGGAACCACUUAGUGUUCUGAGCAAACUUGAAGGAAAUAAUGGCAGAAAGACAGACUUGAUGGAAGAGCUUGGUGUGGGUGACGUUGAUGAUCUUGAAGAUGCAUCUGACUGGGACUCAGCCAGUACGGCAAGCAAGAGAACACUGCCAGGUCGUAAAAUGGCCUCCCCUGGCCUCGAUGAGUUCCUGGAAUGCACCCAUCCAGCUUUGAAGGAGCAAGAUGAAGAUGUUACUGCGGCAGCGCCCCCACCACCACAGAGGAGCAUCAGCCUUACACCCCAGCGACUCUUACCCCAUCCUCAACCUCGGGCAAGGAAGAUGGUGCCUCAGAAACCAGAAAGUGAAGAAGAAUCAGAUUGGGAACCAGAAGAUGUAGCACCUUCUGCUUCUACCAUCACGGACAAAAUUGACAAUCAGUGGCAAUACACAUCUGAACAUCAGGCAGUAGUUAAACCAGGUUCUCCUGAAGUUUCAUCAAUGGCAAGAGACAGACAAACAGAUAAAGAGCUGGACGGGCCUCAGCACAAGGUUGGGAAAGAGAUGACAAAGACUGUAGCGGAGGUGCAAAAAUCCAGUGCUUCCAGGGAUACUGGUGGAAUGACCCAGGAAGAGCCGGGUACUGAGAAACCGGAGAGCAGCACCAAUGAGGCACCACAGCAAUCACAUCUCCUGCUCCAGCAGAGCCACAGUAGCAACAAACAGGAGGGACAGGCUGUAGAAGAGACCUUAAAGCUGGAGCUGGUCAGAGGGGCCCGGCGCAGCAGAGCCCCUCAGACCAACACCCAUGUUAACGGAGAUCCUCUCUCUGUGUUUGACGAUAGCACUUUAAGUGACGUGUCGGACGAUGAAGGAAGGUUAACCAGCAGAAAACCAAAAAAUGAGAACACAGAAGAAGAGGAGUUGGCUGAAGACUUUGAUGAGCUCACUCAGUCGUCAGACACAGCCACUGACGACAUCGACUCUCCCACUUCAGGCUAUCGUCAUGCAUCUGUCCUCAUUCAGAAGCUUGACUCAGCUACUUUAGACUCGAGGAGCAUGGUGAAGCUGCAGAACAUUUUCCACGAAUAUGAGCGCUCCAUCCAAAAGGCAAGGAGUCGCCAUGGAUACCUGGCAGAGAAGGUGAGCCAGCUGGAAAUGGAGAGAGCCGAGUUGAAGAGCGCCCUCGAGGAAGUUAAAGAUUUUAAAUCUGCCUUGGAGCGAAAUCAGUUGGAACUGCAAACUGAAGUCACAAACCUCAAGUUUCAGCUGAAACAGGAGCAGGAAAAUCGCCGCAAUGCCACCAUGAUGUACAACACAACCAGAGAUAAGCUGAGGAGGACGGAGGAGCUGCAUCAGUUAGAGGUUCAGGAGAGACAGAAGGUAGAGCUGACUCUCAGGAACCUGGAGCUGGAGAUGAGAACACUGGUCAACAACAUGAAACAGCUUGAAGAGGACCACAGUGAGACCCAGAGACUGCUGGCUCAGGAGCGCAGUGCAAGGAUGCUGCAGAAGAACCUGCUCGACAGUCAUCUGCAUAAACAGCAGGAGAUAGAGGAGGAGAACAAGAGAAAUAGACGCAAAAGCAACGAGGCCUUGUCUCAGCUCACUGAAGCCAGUGACAGGGAGAGGGAGCUGCUUCAGCAGAACGCGACCUUCCAGGAGCAGCUGACCAACCUUAGAACUGACCUGGAGCGGUCGCAGGCCAACAGCAAUCUCAAAGAGAGCCACAUUUUGGAGGACAACGAAGCUCUCAAGGAGCAGCUAGAAGAUUUUCGACGAGAUCUCAAACUAAACAGGGACGCCCUGACCCAAACUGUCUACAACUGCAAUAACCAAGUGACCACCCUGAAGUCUGAGUUAGCUAUGAUCACAACCCGCCUGGAAAAUGAGCGGCAGACUCGGGAAACUCUGGAUGUAGAGUUGGAGUCUACUCGUACCCGACUGGCCGGGGCAGUAAAGGAGGCUGAGCGUUGCCUGGCAGCUCACGCAGACACAGAGAAAACUCUGCUCCGGGAGAAAGAGGAAAAUCUGCGUCUGAAAGACAAACUCACAGUUGAAGCAUCCUCUCAGCGUGAGACGGUCAGCUGCUUGUCCCAGAAGCUGGGAAAGGCAGAGGCUUCUACGAACAGCUUGGAGAAUGAAGUGCAUCGGGUCACUCUGCAGCUGACGGAGAAGGGCCUAUUGCUGGAUGUCCUACAGCGGGAGAAGGACCAGGCGACUGCACGUGCCAAGGAGCUAGAAGCGUCUCUCCAGUCCGAGAGGGAGUUGGCGAGCCGCUCCACAGCUCGCCAAGAGGCCACACAGGAGCGGCUAGCCCAAGCCCAAAGUGAGGGUAUGUUAAUGCGGCAACAGAUAGAGGAGGCCCAGAACAAAGGUGUCGCAAAGGACCGUGCUGUGACAGAUGCCCAAGAGCGCUUCAGCGACAUUUUGUCCAAGCUGCGCUCUGACAGCGAGGAGAGGGUACAACUAGUGGAGGAGAGAAAUAAGGAGCUGGCCAGUAAGGCUGCUGAUCUCCGAGAUCAGAUCUAUAAGUUGGAGGAAGAGAAGAAUGAAAGAGAGACAAACCUCAGGCAGCUGCAGCAGGAGCUCGCCGACUCACUCAAGAGGCUGUCGAUGAGCGAAGCCUCUCUGGAGGUCAACACGCGCUAUCGCAAUGACCUCGAGGAGGAGAAGACUCGGCUCCUAAAAGACAUUGACAGGCUAAAGAGAAAGUUGGAGGAGAGUGAAGACCACCACGUGCAGGCUGAGAAACGUAUUAACAGUCUGAAGAGCGGCCUCGAUGAAAGGGAAAAGGAGCUCACCACUGCUGCUCAGAAACUCCAGGAGGCGCUGUCGGCCUCAGCAGCCUCUGAUACCACCAUCAAACAGCUGGAGGAAGCUGUGCAGAGGCUAGAGAUAGACAAUGCCAGACUGGAGGCGGCAGCAAAGCAGCAGUCUAACAAAAUUGGAGUUCUUCAGAAAGGGGCUCAGGAAGCUGUCAUGCUAUCUGACUGCUCACCUGGAGAAGGGGUCAGAGGUCAUUUGGAGGAUUUGGUCACAAACCUCCAAAGCAGUAAGAUGACUUUGGAAGAUCAACUCAAUAGAGAGGUCCAGAAGCAAAGUGUUCUGUCUCACACAGCCCAGGACUCUCAGGUCUUGUGGGAGGAGGAGCUGAAGAGUCGUUCUAAAUUAGGACUGCGCCUGGCAGAGCUUGAAAAAGAAAAAGGAGAACUGAACACUCAGAUGGAAAUAGAGAAGAAGAAAGCCAAAAAGAUAGCAGAGCAGAAGAAGGCCGUAGACACUCGUCUGGACCAAGAGAUGAAGAGAAACACUGAGCUUCAAAAAGAAAUGUACAGGUUGCGUACACUAUUAAAGACUGCUAAGAAGAAACUGAGGGACAGCGGUGGAGCAGACUUUGCUUCUCCUAUGAGCAGCAUAAGGAUGGAGCUGGGCAGACACAGCCAGGCGGAGGGUGGACGAAUGAGAGAUAAGGUGGACGAUCUGCAGGGGCAGCUGGAGAAGGAAGCGUCUCGUCGCAGCCACCUGGAGACGGUGAACGGGGAGCUCAAGGAUCAGCUGGCCUCCCUGAAGAGCUUCAGCCACAGCACCGACCAGCUGGAGAAGAGCAAGAGGCAGCUCGAGGAGGAGGUGCUGGACCUGAGGCGACAAAUGGAAACGGCUCACAUGGAGCAGAGCCAGGUGGAGCAGUACCGCCGUGACGCGGAGGAGAGGGCCCGGCAAGAGAUCCAACAGAAACUGGAGCAGGUCAACCUCUUCCUGCAGUCCCAGGCAGCAUCCCAAGAAGCAUUAGAUCAGAUUAAAUCGGCCAAUGAGGUUAACCUGCGCUCUCAGCUGGAGCAGAAGAUCCGGGAGCUGGAUGGGGAACUGGGCCGCGCCCGCAACACCCAUCAAGACAGCCUUAAUCAAAAAGAGUCCACGCGCAACGAGCUCGAGCGAUACCGCCAGCUCUACUCCGAGGAGCUGCGCCUCAGCAAGUCCCUGGCUGCCAAACUAGAGAGGGCCAACAGUCGGCUCACUGAAGCCAAUUCCAAGCUGCUGAACGAGCGCAGCCGCUCUCUCAUCACCAGCAGCUUGGCAAACGGUAGCCUAGGAAGUCCCUCGCUGGACGUGGGCACUUUGGGUUCACCGGCAAACUACGGGGCCACACUGGGGUCCCUGAACAGAAGCCUGGGCCUGGGCCUGUCCCUCCUCAGCCCUGUGACUGAUGCACAGAACAGCAGGGUGGAGGACUAUCUGGCCAAGAUGCAGAGUGAGUUGGACAGAAACAUCUCAAAGGAAUUAAACAACGCCACAGCAGAGCUGGACGUCGCCUCUGCACAGUUGUCCCCGGUGAGCUCCGUCUCGAGGGGGGAGCUGGACCCCUUCAGCAGGGCCACACAGCAGUACUUGGAGGUACUGAAGAAGAACAACAUGAUCUGAACACACACAUCACAGCUGCUCAAAGUCUUCUUAUAUCAGCCAUUGAAGCCGCAUCUUUAAUGCCAGAGCCACAGCCUCGUCACGCAACUAUAACAAUCCAUCCUUGUAUCCUCUUUUAUGAAAGAAAUCAAAAAGAAUGCACAUUGCACUUAACCACUCAGGAAGGGCAUGAGUCAUAUAUAUAUAUAUAUAUACAUGUAUAUGAAAUAUAUGUGUGUUGCAUUAUUGAUGGGUACAAUUAGAGAGAACCUUGAAAGUAUUUGUUCCUUCUGACUAAUUCUGAUUCAUCUGUUGCUGUUUUGUUUGGAUUAGCAGAAAAGAUACUGUAUAUACAGAGCCGUGGUUUGGAUUUUUGUUUGUGAAUAUUGCUGUUGCUAAAUUCAAAUUUAUAAGUAUUUGAUGUAUGCAUCAUGAAUUUUCUUUUACCAAGAUAUUACAUUUGAUACGUGCCAUCAAAUGGUGCAAUAUCUGUCUUGGUGUUAUUAGAUUUGUUGGCGCAUGGUGUUGAUGAUUCUCUUAUUUAUUCUUUUUUUUUUUUUUAUGACCGUGAUAUACUUGAAUCAGACGAGCUGGAAAACUCUCCAGUUAUUGAAACAGGGUGACUCCGUUUGUACACUUGUCAUUUCAACUUUUGCUUGGUCUGUUUUCAGGGCUAUCAAAAGGGAAAUGCACUCAUUUUCAUCCCUGAAUAUUGUAAGACUAUACAUAUUGAUGAACAUUUAUGACGCCUGUACAUUACAGAAGACUCUAACGUUAUAAAUAAAACAGGAAAAACCCUGAA
Molecule: messenger RNA, 7371 nt
Organism: Limanda limanda (common dab)
Lineage: Eukaryota; Metazoa; Chordata; Actinopteri; Pleuronectiformes; Pleuronectidae
Gene: aard
Product: ankyrin repeat domain-containing protein 26
Exons: 43
Coding region: 525-6590 (2021 amino acids)
Molecular function (GO): protein binding
Source: RefSeq, a predicted model, not a curated record